Messenger RNA from Beta vulgaris subsp. vulgaris (sugar beet), 267 nucleotides. RefSeq names its product mini zinc finger protein 1. The transcript has a single exon. Gene Ontology annotation, molecular function: DNA-binding transcription factor activity; transcription cis-regulatory region binding. Gene Ontology annotation, biological process: regulation of DNA-templated transcription; regulation of developmental process. The record is from RefSeq and is a predicted model, not a curated record. Gene Ontology annotation, cellular component: nucleus. The coding region runs from base 1 to 267 and encodes 88 amino acids. Lineage: Eukaryota; Viridiplantae; Streptophyta; Magnoliopsida; Caryophyllales; Amaranthaceae.
AUGAAGAAGAGGCAAGUGGUGGUUAAAAGAGAUCAAGGAUCGCGGCGAAACUACAAUUCGUCGGUUAUUCGAUAUGGAGAGUGUCAAAAGAAUCAUGCGGCGAGUAUAGGAGGUUAUGCAGUAGAUGGGUGCAGAGAAUUCAUGGCGAGUGGUGCAGAAGGAACUAACAACGCGCUUAUAUGUGCAGCUUGUGGAUGCCACAGAAACUUCCAUAGAAAGGAGGUUGAAGGUGAGGUAGUUUGUGAGAGUUCUUCACCUACUUCUUGA